This is a messenger RNA of Colletotrichum fioriniae, 951 nucleotides long. The record is from RefSeq and is a predicted model, not a curated record. NCBI's taxonomy places the organism in Eukaryota, Fungi, Ascomycota, Sordariomycetes, Glomerellales, Glomerellaceae.
AUGCCUCCCGGACGCGAAUCCUCCAGCAAUUCUCCAUACAACGUCGCAAUGCCGCGUCGCAAAGCGAACGAGGGAAAGAAGCCCAUAAAGCUGACUGCUCCUGUAGCUAUUAGCGACGAUGAGAUGUCCGAAGCCAGCGGCGAAAUCGCCAUCCCGCUCAAGGAGAAGCGCGCGAAGAGCCGAUCCGCAGAAUACCGAGACGAUGUCAGCGAAGCUAAGAGCGAAGAAGACAUUCCCAUCAUCUCCGGCGACUUGAACGGCAACGCCACCAAGCCUGCCAAGGCUUCUAAAACAGGCUCUGUUGUGGCCGACGAAGAGGACGAGGAAGGCGACGAAGACGAUGAUUUGGAGGCGGAUGAAUACGUUGUCGAGAAGAUUCUUGACCAUCUAGCUUCCGACGACGCAAGUGCCCCUCUUCCGGUGGCAGGCACCGUGAACUUCCGUGUCAAGUGGGAAGGUUACUCGAAGAAAUCAGAUCAGACUUGGGAGCCGGAAGACAGCCUGAAGGAAGGCGCAUCAGAGAUCUUGGAAGAAUACCUUAAGAAGCUCGGUGGACGCGAGGCGCUGUUUGAGGAGAAGACCAAGGCCAAAACGACGAAGAAGCGCGGACGCCCCAGUGCUUCAUCAUCUACACCACCAGCGAGCAGCAAGAGAGGCAAGCGCAAUGGUCACCCCGCCGAAUCUACUCCUCCCGUGUCAGCAAAGGAGGCCAAGGCCAAGGCCUGGACACUGCCCAGCGGUAGCUGGGAGGAUGACGUCGAGUCGAUUGAUGCCUGCGAAGACGAAGAGUCAGGCUCUAUUAUUAUCUACCUCAACUGGCGAAACGGUCAGAAGACUAAGCAUCCCAAGGAGGUGAUGCUGCAAUUCUACGAAAAGCACAUUCGCAUCAUCAAGGCGGGACCUGACGCCGAUCUUCCGGACCUUGAUGCUACGCCCGAGGCCAAGAUGUAG